AUCGCCGCGGCGGGCAGCGCGGCGGAGGGUGCUGCCAGCGCCGCGAGGGAGCCGCGGGGUGCGCGAAGAUGCUGUCCUACAGCGUGCUGGACGCCAACGUGGUGGACGUGGAGAAGAGGAGGAACCCCUCGAAGCACUACGUCUAUAUCAUCAAUGUAACAUGGUCAGACCUGACCUCCCAGAUCAUCUACCGGAGAUACAGCAAGUUCUUUGACCUGCAGAUGCAGCUUCUGGACAAGUUUCCCAUUGAAGGAGGCCAGAAAGACCCCAAGCAAAGAAUCAUCCCUUUUCUACCAGGUAAGAUCCUGUUCCGGAGGAGCCACGUCCGAGAUGUAGCUGUGAAGAGGCUGAAGCCCAUUGACGAGUACUGCAGGGCGCUGGUUCGACUUCCCCCUCACAUUUCACAGUGUGAUGAAGUCUUCAGGUUCUUUGAGGCUCGCCCAGAAGACCUCAACCCUCCAAAAGAGUAAGUGCUGCAUGCAUUUCCACUUCUUCUUGGUUGACUGGAAGAAAGAUGAAGGUCAUUCACUUAAAUGCUACUGUAAGUGUGAGAACAGAUUUUGUAGCUUUCAAGCAGUACCUCAGAAAAUGCCCAGCAAUUAUGUAUAACCACUUGGGUGUGUGGAGGACAGAGAAGUCAAGCAGCCCUCAAACACAUUUUUCAGUCACCCCCACCCACUUUUGCAUUGUUUCUUGCUGAUGCUUCUAAUGAGGGAACCUCCCCUUGCUUGUGAGUUUUACCUGAUAAUUGUCACCAAGGACUCAUUUAGUUGGGGAAAUCCUGCCAGUAAGUACUUAGCUAAUAAUUACCAGCUGCUUCUUUAAAUGUACUCCUGCCCACUUUAAAUGUAC
This is a messenger RNA of Phasianus colchicus (ring-necked pheasant), 852 nucleotides long. The record is from RefSeq and is a predicted model, not a curated record. NCBI's taxonomy places the organism in Eukaryota, Metazoa, Chordata, Aves, Galliformes, Phasianidae.